AUGACACCCCCGCCCUGCACCUGCCCAAACAAAAACGAUUACCUGUGCAUCAAACCGCGCGUGUGCAUUAAACAGCGCGAGAGAGCUGCCGCAGAAGUUGCGAGGGUGACGAACGAGGCCGCGGCGAGGGAGGCUAGGCUGGCGGCAGAGGCGGCGGAGGCUAGGCAAGCGGAGCAGGCGGCGGCGGCAGCGGCAGCCGCGGCAACGGCGGCGGCGGCUGCCGGGGCAAAGAAGGGGGAGGUGGAGGAAGAGGAUGAUGGUGAUGAUGGUGAUGAAGGGUUCCAGGAUGCCAUGGAUGUGGAGGAAGAGGUGAAGGAGAGGCCGAAGAGAGGGAGGAAAAUAGCCGCCAAGGUUGAGCUUCAGGAGGAGGAGGAGGAGGAACAAAGCCCCAAGAAGAACUCGAGGGCUUCGUCUAGGCGCAAGACCAUGAUGACACCCAUUGGCAAGACUGGCAAAGGCCUCCCCGCGAAAGAGGAAGCGGAGGAGCAGGAGCAGCAGGGGGAGGAGGAGGAACAGGUUCCCAAGAAGAAGGCGAGAACUUCGUCUAGGCGCAAGACCAUUCUGACACCCAUCGGCAGGGACCCGGCGACUAUGAAGGCGGCUAGGGAGGAGGCGGCAAGGCAGAUCAAAGACAGGCAGGAUGCCAAGACCGGCAAAGGCACUCCAGCGAAAGUGGAAGAGGAGAAGGAGGAAGAGGAAGAGGACAGCGGUAUGACGGAAAGGGAGAAGUCUCGCCAGAGAGCGGCGCAAUGGGCCAAGGAUGAGAAGGCGAGAAAGGCUCUGGAGGCAAAGAAAAAAAAGGCGGCGGCUGCUAAGGGCGAAUCAGCAGCACCGACACCGAAGAAGCGCGGAAGGCGCUGAAAUGUCGUGAGAGAAAAUACACACCCUGGGUAGGUGUCGCGGCAAUUCUGACAGUAACAGCUGACACUAGCGGCAGCCGCACGGCAGCUGUCCGGCCAAAGGCGAGAUCGUGCUUCCGCCACCUGUGGACACCAUCAUGCCGAAAAAGUUGUUUGCCGGCUGAGUUGUAAUAGUGGGGAACGAAGUGGACGCUGAAGAACACUGUUGGCUGCUCCACUGCUGCUGCUUGAGGCUGAACAACCGACGAUUCAGGUUGAUUGCUGUAGGUUAACAACACAGACAGACAGAAAUGUGUGUUUGUGCUGGUGUAGUACGCCCGGCGAAAGGAAUCGGUUUGGACCAGUCUAUUAAAGUCACCGCCACGGGCGCGAAAUAUGAUGCUGGGAGGGCUGCAGACGCGGACAGGAUGGCAGGGGAGGGCGGGUUCAAAACUGAAGCGGCAACGACUACGUCGAUGAUAAGGACCAAUUUUGGCACCGUGCAGAAGCAGAAUGAUGAGCUUCACGCGUAGGACAGCAGUGUCCGAGCAGUGUCCGAUCGACCGAUGUGUUGGGCAGAGGAGAAAAGAGGGCCAGGACGCUGAGGGGGGCGGUAUUUGCUCACGAACAGUGAGCGCUGUAGUAUUGUAGUAGAGAGGAGUUGUAAAUGACUUCACGUACGCUCUUGUUUUUUUUUUUAAGUGGAUUUAUGGGGAGCGGAUUGCGGGGUUUGAUGAGAUACGCCCAUGAAUGAGGCAAUCAGUCCAAUCAACCGCUUGCACGAAGUUCGGGACCAAUAAUGCGAUUCAUCGUCGAGAUUUUGAGAUUAGGUUCUCCAAAUAAGAAAGUAAGCGAGCCUCCACCUGAUUGUUUUAGGCGUAGGCAGUCAGAGCAAGUUAAAACACGCUGUGCCUGCUUGUUGCAACAUGCAGUGGUAGCCGGGGCGGACGCUUGAAGAUGAAACUCAUACCCGUCGCCGUGAUUUUGUGUGUGUUCCUUCGCGAUGUGUGCACACAGGUGACAUUUUGGAGCAUUGUUUUCCAUAGGGCAUAUGGAUGUGAAAAGAUCAUGUUGCUAACGUGUGGCACGAAUUUGAAGACGUACAGUAGAGUAGCUCAGGGGGAAAUGUUUCAGAGCAUUGGACUGGGUUUCGCACCAAGUGAUGUUGAGGAGGACCCCGCUCGUUUGGCGUGGAAGUCGGUGCUCAUGUGCGAACCCGGCAGAUGGGUUGCAUCGGGGCACGGCAAGCACGGCGUGCGUGAAAAGAUUUUGAUGGGAAUGUUGCGAGCUUGAUUUUUCUUGCGGAGCACUCUUGUCAUUGUUCACUCGAUGUUGAACGCGAUUCGGGCACAUGAGCUCGUCGUGAAGAACAAAAACGUUGUGAACAGCUUCGGUAUGUUGCCAGAC
Messenger RNA from Ectocarpus sp. CCAP 1310/34, 2246 nucleotides. Lineage: Eukaryota; Phaeophyceae; Ectocarpales; Ectocarpaceae. The record is from the annotation of a GenBank genome assembly.